AGCAUCAUUUUAUGAUUCGAUAUUGAAAGUUUUUUUUUCUCAUCAUCUCCUUCCAUGAUGACGAUGACGAUGAUUAUGUUGGUUUUGUUUAUGAUGAUGGCUAUUCUUGUUAUUUAUGAUUUUAUGAAUUAAAUUUUUUUUUAAAAUGAUUUAAUGAUUUUAAAAUUCCAUCAUCGACACUCACAAAAUUCACUGUUUUUCUAUGUUUGUGUUUUACUGAUUGCUGGCAAUCAGAAUUUAUUAUUCAACAAUUUGACAAUUUGAUUUUAUUUUAAAGAAGAAAAAAAAAUUCAUCAAACUCAAUUUCUAAUAUAAAUCCUAUAUAUAGUUUUUAUUCUUGAAUCGAAAUAUUUUACUUUAUUAUCCUGAAGUUUGAGAAUUGAUAAUAAUAAUAAUUGUCAUUAAGAAUAAUGAGUGAAGGACAACACCAACAACAACAAUCUCCAUUGCAUCAUCAACUUGGAUCACCACCACCACCAUCAUCAUCAUCAUCAUCAGUAAUCGGAUCAACAGGCAUGAUGGUUGAUUCAAGUAUACCGGUACAAUUAGUUAGUAUACCACCGCCGAAUAUUACAUUGCCAACUUCAUUACAUCAACAACAACAACAACAACAACAGCAUCAACAACAACAACAACAACCAACAACAUCAUCAUCAUUAUCAGCAACAACAAUAUCGAAUCAAGGGGCAUUCUAUAAUCUAACAUUAUCAAUGGCAUUAGAAAUUCCACCUACUGUUGCUAUUGAAGAAUAUACAUCGGAUGAUUCACAAUAUCCAUUACAACAUUUACCACAUCAACCAAUGAUUAAACCUACAGUUGUAAAAGAAGGUUGGAUAUAUAAAAGAGGUGAACAUAUAAAAAAUUGGCGUCCAAGAUAUUUUGUUCUAUUCACUGAUGGAUCAUUACGUGGUUUUAAAAAACGACCCGAUCCAGGCAACUAUGAUGAUCCAAUGAAUAAUUUUACUGUACGUGGUUGUCAAAUAAUGAAAACUGAUCGACCAAAACAAUUUACAUUCAUUAUCCGUGGCCUACAAUGGACUUCGAUUAUUGAACGAACAUUUCAUGUUGAUUCUGAACAAGAUCGUGAUGCAUGGUGUACGGCCAUUGCACAUGUUUCACAAUCAUUGCCACCACUAGAUCCAACACAAUCGACUGAUGUUGAAAUGUCCGAUGCAAAUGUAACGGCCGACAGUAUGAAUCGUUUGCAGAUAACAUCACGUGAAUCAUCACGUGGCCGACGUAUACAACUUGAUGAUUUUGAAUAUUUAAAAGUAUUGGGCAAAGGAACAUUCGGUAAAGUGAUAUUAUGCCGCGAAAAGAAAAGCGGUUCAUUAUUCGCCAUUAAAGUGUUGAAAAAAGAGGUGAUCAUUGAAAAGGAUGAAGUGGCACAUACGUUGACCGAAAAUCGUGUCCUUCGAUAUACGAAACAUCCAUUUCUAAUUUCAUUGAAAUACUCGUUCCAAACCGAAGAUCUACUUUGUUUCGUCAUGGAAUAUGUAAAUGGUGGCGAAUUAUUUUUCCAUCUUACACAUGAAAGAAAAUUCUCUGAAAGUCGUACUCGUUUUUAUGCCUGUCAAAUAAUUUUGGCACUAGAUUAUCUACAUAGUCGUGGUAUAAUAUAUCGUGAUCUCAAGCUGGAAAAUCUUCUGCUUGACAAUGAGGGUAAUAUAAAAAUUGCCGAUUUUGGCCUUUGUAAAGAAGAGAUCACAUAUGGUUCAACAACAAAAACAUUCUGUGGUACGCCUGAAUAUUUGGCACCAGAAAUUCUGGAUGAUACUGAUUAUGGCCGAGCUGUCGAUUGGUGGGGAUUAGGUGUGGCCAUGUAUGAAAUGAUUAUAGGAAGAUUGCCCUUCUACAAUAAUGAUCAUGAUAUACUAUUUGAAUUAAUACUUGUGGAAGAAGUUAGAUUUCCAUCGACAAUUUCACCGGAAGCAAAAGAUAUGCUAUCUGGAUUGUUGAAAAAAGAUCCUACUCAUCGUUUAGGUGGUGGACCAGACGAUGCUAAACAAAUAAUGUUUCAUCCAUUCUUUCGUGGUGUUAACUGGCAAGAUGUCCUUGAGAAAAAGAUUGAACCACCAUUUAAACCACAAGUGACAAGUGAAACUGAUACAAAAUAUUUUGACCAAGAAUUUACUGGCGAAUCAGUACAGCUAACACCACCUGAACGUACGAAUACGUUGAGUUUGAUUUCCGAAGAAAUUGAACAGCCUUAUUUUCAACAAUUCUCUUAUCAUGGCAGUGCUACAACAUUGGCAGAUAGUGUAAAUUCAUGAUGAUGAAUUUAUUGAAAUGAAUAAACAAAAAAAAAUAAUAAUGAUCAUUGCCGCCAUCAUCAUAAUAUAUGAUUUCAUUUCAUCAUUGAUAAUUGAUCCUCAUUUUUCAUCAAAUCACAUACACAUCCCGCCAUUCUGAUAAUCGUCUCUUUCAAACACACACACAUACACAUAUUCAGAGUGAGAUUUUCGUUAUUCUACCAAACACACGAAUAAGCAAGAAAAAUUAUUGAUCCAUUAACACAUACAAAGAAAACCGCCUUGUCAAAGUUCAUUCAUUCGCCAUUGAAACAUGUGAGAGAAAAAAAAUUCAAUUCUCAAUUCUUCUUCACAUUCUUUUUUUU
Messenger RNA from Dermatophagoides farinae (American house dust mite), 2617 nucleotides. It is a transcript of the gene Akt, whose product is annotated as AKT serine/threonine protein kinase. NCBI's taxonomy places the organism in Eukaryota, Metazoa, Arthropoda, Arachnida, Sarcoptiformes, Pyroglyphidae. Gene Ontology annotation, molecular function: ATP binding; protein serine/threonine kinase activity. The record is from RefSeq and is a predicted model, not a curated record. Gene Ontology annotation, biological process: protein phosphorylation.